UUUUCCUCUCAUCAUAUGCCUGAGUAGAAAUUGUUAUCUCAUUCUUCUUGUCAAAAUGACUGUUUUGCAAUUGCCUUUGGUUGACUUCGGUCAUUUCACUCAUGGCACCCCAGAGCAACGCGAACGUGCUGCAAAACAACUUGUUGAUUCAUUCUUGAAACAUGGGUUUGUCCGUCUCAAGAACCACGGCGUAUCCAGGGAGUUCGUUGAAGAGAUCUGGGAAUGGGACCGUCGAUUCUUCUCCAUGUCCGAAGAACAAAAGAUGAAAAUAUUGCAUCCUCCUGGCCCUGAUCCACAACGGGGAUGGAGCCGCAAGGGCCUCGAGACGACAUCUAAGAUCCGUAAGGAAAACGCUGCGAAUGCUCCCAAAGACAAGGGUGAGCUACUUGAUGAGAAAGAACACUUUGACUGUGGUCCUCCAGGAGAUGCUGAGUUUCCUAAUAAGUUCCCCAACGAGGACCUUCCCGGUUUUCAGGAGUUUAUUGAAAGAUAUUUCCGGCUGGCGCAGGAUGUCUCUUUGAAUAUUAUGCGCGCCUGCGAGGUCGGAUUCGGCAUGCCCGAAAACGCCCUCGUCGAGCGCUGUGAGCCCGCUGCAUCUGAGCUUCGUCUCCUGUACUACCCUCCAGUCUCCGUGGAGCGUCUGGCAACUGGCACUAUCAAGCGAGCAUGGCCGCACUCGGAUUUCGGGAUCAUUACUCUUCUCUUCCAAGAUGGUCUUGGUGGACUCGAAUGCGAGGACCGUUCUAACCCUUUUACCUUUGCGCCGGUUACGCCGACAUCGGGUGAAGUCGAGAUGGUGGUAAACACCAGCGAUACCUUUGAGCGUUGGACCAACGGCGUUGUUAAGCCGGGCAUACAUCAGGUCAACGUGCCUCCUGCUUUACGCAAUUUACAAGAAGGUUAUAUCCCAGAGCGAUACUCCUCUGUUUUCUUCUUCAAAGCACAUCGUGGUGUAUCGGUGGGUCCGAUUGAUCACUUCGUUACGGAGAAGCAUCCUGCCAUUUACCCUGACAUAACUGCUUUAGAGUUUCAUCGAGAACGAACACAUAUUCUCUACUAAAGCUGUAGCAUCUAGGUCAUAAGUGGUGGAUCAAUCCUACGUGUACCGUAUGCUUUAAGUUGUACAAAAGAAUGCCAUGUUCCAUAGAAACCAAAUGACCAUCUUUUGUCAUGAAUUGUGAAUAUACUGAGAUCAUUAUAUUAUUUUUA
Messenger RNA from Talaromyces stipitatus ATCC 10500, 1209 nucleotides. RefSeq names its product gibberellin 20-oxidase, putative. The coding region runs from base 56 to 1060 and encodes 334 amino acids. Lineage: Eukaryota; Fungi; Ascomycota; Eurotiomycetes; Eurotiales; Trichocomaceae. The transcript is spliced from 3 exons. The record is from RefSeq and is a predicted model, not a curated record. Gene Ontology annotation, molecular function: dioxygenase activity.